CUCUGACUGACGAUUUUAAAAAUGUUAAAAGUGACAAUUAACAAAUUGUGUUAGCAAAAAUUUUGAAGUUGUAAAAUGUGAUAAAUACCUAUUUGUUAAAUGGGGAUCCAUAUAUCCAAACAUUUCAGGAUACCGUCUUGCUGCAAGAACUCGCAUUUCCAAUGCUUCGGCAAGAAGGAGUACAUCACAGAAAAGAGCCUGCACGCCGUCCGCGAAAUCAUCGUAGCCCUAAGGUCAAAUGUGCAGAUCAUCAGCCACGGGUGGAUGUUCAGGGCCGGCGCGGCCCUCAAUCAAACCGCCGUCCAGGAACUGAACGCGGCCCUCGAAAAGGGCGACGUCGCUAAGGUACGAUCGAUGCUCGAAUCCGGCUGGAGACUGGAAGCCUCCCAGGCCCUCUACACUUACCUAACCAGAAUGGAGGAGCCUCUGAUACCCCUCUCCAUACAAUCGCUCGUGUUGGGCGACGAAAACGAGAACGUCGACGUGGAGAUAAUCGUCGCCGACGUUUUGGGUCUGAUGAAGGAAGAACUGCCGGCCAAUCAGCUGCUAUUAGCAGCCAUGCUCUUCGAGCUGCUGGACGCUGUGAUAAAAUCCUCUCCGGCUGAUGAAUUGCGCGGAAACACCUUGCCCAUAUCGCUGCUUCCUCUGUUCUUCACCGUCCAAACGCAGCACAUCAACGAAUGGCGCAGGAUCGUGACGGUGUUCGUGGAGAUGAUCCGGCAAGCUCCUGUCCAGCUGCAGGCCAACGCGGAGCCCGCCGACGACGACGUCCGUUUGAUGAUCGAAGCGCCUUCGUUGAACGCGUUGGAUGCGGCGCCGGUGCUGGAGGAGCGGGAGCUCUUGCAGAAUGUCGUUGUAAGGAGGUACUUGGAGCCUGUUGGUCAUAGAGGCGAUUGCAGCAAUCUGGAGGUGAUCGAACGGCGAUCGGGGAACGGAGCGGAAUAAGCUUGUUUUGUUGUAAUUUUAGUGGUAUAGGCGUAAAAUAAAUUGGUUUGAACCGUG
Messenger RNA from Phyllotreta striolata, 1002 nucleotides. Lineage: Eukaryota; Metazoa; Arthropoda; Insecta; Coleoptera; Chrysomelidae. The record is from the annotation of a GenBank genome assembly.